Messenger RNA from Solanum dulcamara, 758 nucleotides. RefSeq names its product signal recognition particle 14 kDa protein. Gene Ontology annotation, biological process: SRP-dependent cotranslational protein targeting to membrane. Gene Ontology annotation, molecular function: endoplasmic reticulum signal sequence receptor activity; 7S RNA binding. Gene Ontology annotation, cellular component: signal recognition particle, endoplasmic reticulum targeting. NCBI's taxonomy places the organism in Eukaryota, Viridiplantae, Streptophyta, Magnoliopsida, Solanales, Solanaceae. The record is from RefSeq and is a predicted model, not a curated record. The coding region runs from base 127 to 504 and encodes 125 amino acids. The transcript is spliced from 4 exons.
GACCCAUAUAUAUAAACCCCUGGCUUCUUUUCUGUCUUCCUCUUGUUUGCUGUGUUUCGUCAGUUUUGGUUUUUGGGGUUUUGCUGCUGUUGAGAUUCAUACAAAAAGGAAAAAGGACCUUCGAAGAUGGUACGAUUACAGCCAGACCCAUUUCUCAAUGAACUGACAAGUAUGUUUGAGCGAACUACUGAGCAUGGUUCUGUUUGGGUUACUCUCAAACACUCUUCUGAUAAAUCUAAAGCCCAACGGAAUAAGAUGAAGACAGCUGGCGAAAAUCUUGAAUUUAAGUGCCUCAUCCGAGCAACUGAUGGGAAAAAGAAUAUUUCCACAAUGGUUGGAGCAAAAGAUCACCAGCGUUUCCAAGCAUCUUAUGCAAUUUUGCUGAAGGCCCGCUUGACUGCACUAAAGAAGAGGGAGAGGAAGGACAAGAGGAAGGCUGCUGAUUCUGACAAAAAGACAGAUAAUUCAAAAAAGAAAUCUGCUGCUCCUAAGGCCUCUACUUGAAACUUUAGUACUUUGGUUUAUCCCCCCCCCCCUCCCCCCCCCCCCCAAUUAUGUUACUAGGAUAGAGUUGUAGGAUUUGACCCCCCGUCCGUCUGGGGUGACAUGUCUGAAGCUGCAUAGAAUGAAGAAAGGAGUUUUUUUUUUUACUCUAUAUGAUUAUUUACUUCUAAAUUAGUCAAGCUUUCUGAAGAGCUUGUUGGGUUAUGGAACAUUUGAAGAAAUUUUGUCAUAAUCUUGAUAUUUAAUUCCUUGAA